CAGCCGUCUAUGCAUCGUCACUUGGAUUCCUUCGCAGCUUGCCUUGCCCUGCACACGUAUUCUUCUCCAACUGCCCCAGGCAGCAGCUUUAGCCAGCACACCUAGAGCACCGCACACGAGCAAAGAAAAGAGAUAGAUUUGGAAACUCACCUACAAGUUCUUGAGGCUCUUUAUACGAGCGCUGCUGCGCGAUAUUGUCGAAACGCUGUUCGAGAGUUUGUCCUGUGAUCUUCAACUCGCGACUUGGGAAAAAGGUCAUCAGGCUAGCAGGCUCCCCACGCCGCCAUGGACAUCCCCCGAGGCCAUGCAAUGCUCCCGCUCAACGAAGGAGACUUCCUCGACUUUGUAUACAACUACUUCAAAGCCGAGUACGCGCCGAUACGAUCGUUUUGGUCGACUGCAACCGCCGAUCCGCGGCAACCGCAGCGAUGGGUCAAUAUGGGCCAUGAACUGCAGCCGUUGAGUGUGAGACCAGCGAAUGCCCAAGCCCAAAAAGAUCUCGAGAGUUUGGAUUACUUUACGCGGAAAUGGCGGCUUGAUUCGGGCUUUGUGCGAGGUCUGGUGGUGCGGUUCGCGAAGUACGAACUGCAUGAUCGGCUUGAGAAGAAACUUUUCGAAUGCGCACGCCUCGACCUGAUGGUACGGAAGAGUUUGAAAGAGAAGCACCUCAUUGACGCGCUCUGGCCGAGUCCUGCGCCCCGGAGUGAACCGAAAGAGUUGCUUGCGCAAGGUGUGCAGGUCAGACGCUGGUAUGGCGAUAUGUUUGCCAAAUACUUCACAGCCUUGCACUCGGUUGAUGAGUUUGAGCUGCGGCCCGAGGUCGAUCAGAGGAUUAAGAGUAGUGGGACGUUGAUGCUGGUACCCUUCGUCGACCAUCUCGUUAUUGGGGCUGUUGAUCCGAUUACGCCGAUUGUCGCGAGAGGAGCCGGGUAUGCGAGUAACAAGGCUCUGGACAGCAGAGGGAAGAGUAGGAGUGAUGCGUUUGGGGAGCCGGAAAGGUUUGAGAUCAGGUUCGAUGCGCCAAGUCAGGUGGAUGAGACGUAUACGAAGAGCGUGGUGAGGCAGUGUCAAUGCUUGAAGUGUGGGACGAAGAGGGAUGUUCAGGUUGUGAUAUCUGUGGAUCCGAAUCCGAAUGGUGCAGGAACUGCGAUGGGUUCGAAGCAGUCCAUCACAGCGAACACGGUUGUUCAGAGGCGUCUGCAGGGUGCGGAUAGACAGGAACGAAGAGAGGAGCCAGCUCCGCCACAGCCACCACGACCGCAGCCGCAGAUGCAAGAUCAACAGGGACCGAGACUAACGACGCCGGAAGAGAAGAAGCAGUGCCCGCGGUGCACAUUCCUUAACCACGCCUCUCUAACCGAGUGCGAAAUGUGCGGCGCAGAUCUUCCGACUAAGACAGUCACUAAACCACAGAGCCCUGCAGCGCCCAGAAUAUCACACUCGCACUCUACCUCGCUCCCACCACCGACCACCGCACCCAAACGCCUUAAUCCAGAGGAAAGAACAAGGCCACCAAACAGACACAGUCUCAGCUCAACACUCUUUUCCAUAUUCCCCUUUUCGCAACAACACCAACAAGAACACCACGCAAAGCUGCCAGCAACACAGCAGGCUGAUGUAGCGCCGGCGGUAGCCACCAGUCAUAUUGAGCCAUCACGACCGGAACCGCAACAUGCUCCACAGCAAAAGCAGGAAGGCAAGAGGCAGAGGGAUGCGGAACCGAAGUAUCGUGGCAACUCGGCAUCUUCAUCGCCUGCUGGACCUACGGCGCCCCCGGCAGUGCAAGUAACGAAACCCGUACCGAAACCAGUUACACCCCCCACGCGCCCCGAGUCGCCCAAAACUCAUGAACUAGAGAAAGAACCAGAGCUGUCGAGACCGCCGGAGAUGGCCAUGAUGCCACUCACGCCUCCGCCCACCAUCCAGCAACAUCGUCAAGUGCCUGCCGGACUGCCGAGCCAUUUGAUGGACGACUAUGUGCCGGCCUCUCCCUCUUUCCCGGCGUCGGAUGAGGAAGAAGAUGCUGGGUGGGGAGACCUAAAGAGGAAGGAGUCAAACACGGUGAAAGAAGAAAGUAGUGAUGAUGAGGAAGAUAAGGGGGCUUUGGUAGAUUUGGAUGCGGUGGCGAGGGAGGAGAUGGGUGUUUGGGGGGAGAGGGAGGAUGAGUGAUUUGUCGCAUCAAAGGGUUGGGUUACUUUUGUGGGUUCGUUGUAUAGGCUUUGUAUGUAUGUUUUGAUACCAAGCACAG
Molecule: messenger RNA, 2248 nt
Organism: Macroventuria anomochaeta
Lineage: Eukaryota; Fungi; Ascomycota; Dothideomycetes; Pleosporales; Didymellaceae
Exons: 2
Coding region: 286-2169 (627 amino acids)
Source: RefSeq, a predicted model, not a curated record